GCCCGCGGCCCCGCACACCCAGCGCCGGCACCGGCUCGAGCUCCCCACGCCAGAGCCCUGGCGCUGCACGUCCAGGGCUGCGCUGCCGGGCGGUCGGCACCCGCCUGCGGGAGCUGUGCCCAGGCCGCAGCCGGUGGAGCCGGACUAGGUCCUGGCCGUCCUGCCCCAGGAGAUGAGUGGGGACGUGGCGUGGAGACCUGCACCGAGGCGGUGGCCCUGUCAGACGGGCCUCGGCUGGGGCAGCUGCGGGCAGGGAAGCUUCUUGUCCGACAAUGUCGUUCUCUUCCCUACCCGCAGGUGCAGAGACCAUGAGCAGAGCUCAUCAGCUGCCUCCCGAAGAAAGGCCUGCAAACCUGGAGCUGCCCAGGACUCCCCCAGGGAGGCUGGGGGAGAGCAUGGAGCUCCGGGAGGCCUUUGAGGACGUGGCUGUGUAUUUCGCGUGGGAGGAGUGGGAGCUGUUGGAAGAGGCAGACAAGGGGCUUUACCGCGACCAGAUGCUGAGGAACUUUCAAGCCCUCGUUUCCCUGGGAUAUCAAGGCCCCACACCCGACUUAAUCAGCUGCAUCCAGCAAGGACAGGAGGAACUCUGGGUCUGUGGUGAUGAGGACCAUGGAAAAAUGUCAAGCUCUGAGGACCUGUGGCUAGGGGAGAAGCCACAUCAGUGCUCUGACUGUGGGAAGAGCUUCACCCAAUCCUCCAGCCUGACAAGACACCAGCGCAUCCAUACAGGGGAGAAGCCACAUCAGUGUUCUGAGUGUGGGAAGAGCUUCACCCAGUUCUCCUACCUGGCCAGCCACCAGCGCAUCCAUACAGGGGAGAAGCCACGUCAGUGCUCAGAGUGUGGAAAGCGAUUCAGUGACUCCUCCAGCCUGACCAAACACUACCGCAUCCACACAGGGGAGAAGCCACAUCAGUGCUCUGACUGUGGGAAGAGCUUCAGCCGUUCCUCCAACCUGGCCAUGCACCGGCGCCUCCACACUGGGGAGAAGCCACAUCAGUGCUCUGAGUGUGGGAAGAGCUUCACACAGUCCUCCAGCCUGACCAGCCAUCAACGCAUCCACACAGGGGAGAAGCCUCAUCAGUGCUCAGAGUGUGGGAAGAGAUUCAGCGACUCCUCCAGCCUGACCAAACACUACCGCAUCCACACUGGGGAGAAGCCACAUCAGUGCUCUGACUGUGGGAAGAGCUUCACCUGUUCCUCUGACCUGGCCAUGCACCGGCGUAUCCACACAGGGGAGAAGCCACAUCAGUGCUCUGAGUGUGGGAAGAGCUUCACACACUCCUCCAGCUUGACCAGCCACCAGCGCAUCCACAAAGGGGAGAAGCCUCAUCAGUGCUCUCAGUGUGGGAAGAGCUUCAGAACGUCCUCGAGCCUGACCAGCCACCAGCGCAUCCACAAAGGGGAGAAGCCACAUCAGUGCUAUGUAUGCGGGAAGACCUUCACCCAGUCCUCCAGCCUCAGCAGCCACCAGCGCAUCCACACAGGGGAGAAGCCUCAUCAGUGCUCCUACUGUGGGAAGAGCUUCACCCAGUCAUCCAGCUUGUCCAUCCACCAGCGGAUCCAUACAGGGGAGAAGCCACAUCAGUGCUCUGAGUGUGGUAAAAGAUUCCUGCAUUUCUUCUGCCUGACGAAACACCAGCGCAUCCAUACAGGGGAGAAGCCAUAUCAGUGUUUUGAGUGUGGGAAGAGCUUCACCCAGUCAUACAACCUGGCCAGCCACCAGCGCAUACACACAGGAGAGAAGCCACAUCAGUGCUCUGUGUGUGGGAAGAGAUUCAGCGAGUCCUCCAGCCUGACCAAACACUACCGCAUCCACACUGGGGAGAAGCCACAUCAGUGCUCUGAAUGUGGGAAGAGCUUCACCCGUUCCUUCAACCUAGCCAUGCACCAGCGCAUCCACACGGGGGAGAAGCCAUAUCAGUGCUCUGUGUGUGGGAAGAGCUUUACCCACUCAUUCAGCCUGGCCUACCACCAGCGCGUCCACGCAGGCUAGAAGCCAUAUUGUUGCUUUGUGUGAGGAGAGCUUUGCCAUAUUCUCCCACUAGCCUGGAAGGUCUUGCUUCUCAGCCUCCUUCCAGAAGGAUGCAUCCUUGGGUACGUUUUACUCCCCUGUCCUCUUGCCCUUCACUGCACUCUCUGUAAUGCAAUUUCUGCUGAGAAAGCUGAAGUACUGAACAUGGUAUCCCUAUGGCUGGGCUCUGUGCCCUCUCCUGAACUAAGGGGGACUGAGAAGAGUCCAGAACCCUUUUUAGGGCAGAUCUUUCUGUGAGUUGCCAGCCUCUUCCCUUUUCCAAGGGUUCACCACUGUUCAGGGUUUGUUGCAAACUCUCAAGACACCAGAGUUAGUCACAUUUGAGGCCUCACUCCCAUUUACUGCUGUGCAGCCAGGACCCUGCCACAGGAGGUGCAGGCUGUGACAGGUCCUGCCUCCUGUGGAAGGGCACAGAGGGUAUGAGGAUAUCCUGUCAGUGAGAUGCAGUGUGUUUGUCUUCUGGGAAAUUUUACCUGAUUGCUAGUGUCUCUGUAUACUGUAUCUCAUGCAGAGAAACUUGCUGUGGCUUCUCUUGUUCUUCUCCAGGUAAAAUGCAGAGCCCCAGAGACAUCCUGGGUGUAACACCCUGGGAUUCUGCCCCACCUCUGGAACUACCACCUCCCCACUACCCCUCCCAAAUAGACUUUUGUGAGAGCAGAGACACGGGUCACUCUGGGGUGCUCGACCAGCUGGAAAAGCAAACUCGGGUAUCUGUUUGUUUUGAGGGCACAACCCUCAGCUUCUGCUCAUCUGACAAGGAGCCACCCAGAGCCCAAGCUGCCUCUGUCUCCUCACUAGAGAGAGAGAGAGAGAGAGAGAGAGAGAGACAGGACCCAGGGGAGGGUAUAUACCAUGUGGGUGUGAGAGCACACUAGAGUCCUAUGUCCCAUUUCUCCUGGUACAGGGAAGGUUUCUGCCUCUUGUCCAUUGCCAAACACCCUCCACAUUCUCCAUGGACCUCAGCAUCACUGCACUUGGGUUUCCAGAGCUGGAUCUCCUUUGGGGAGCGACACCUCUAAAGGUUUCCUGAAAGAGACAUCUGGGUGUGGGGGUUUGUGGCAUCAUGAGUUCAAACAGCCACUAGUUGGGGGUGAACUGGAUGUAGCUAUGCCUGUGUUCUGCUAGGGGUCUUUCCCAGGCUUCUGAGCUUUGCUGGUUGCCACACAGAGCUAGAUGGGAAUCCCACCCUCAACCCCCCCUUCUGCUACAUGUAUCAGGGGGUUUCCUGUUCUUAAACCUUCCUCUGAUGCAUUGGGGGUGUCGGCUCUGAGCUGUGCUAAGCCUUUCUGGAUAGGACUCUACAUAAGGGUAGUAGCAGUCAUGACUGGUGCUAUCAGACCUACAGUUAUGAUUGGUGGUGUUAUUUAUCAUAAUAUAAAUAGAAAUAAUAAUCUUAUUGCUAUAAUUACUGCUUCAGUGAUAAUAGCAGUGCUAGCAGUAAUGCCAAGAACAGUAGUAGUAAUGAUAUUAUUGCUAUGGCUCUCUCUAUUAUAAUAGCAAUUGUGCUAAUAGGAUUACUAAUGUUGCUUCUACUCUGGGUAUUGCUGUUAUUUCUUUUAUUAUUAUAGCAGUAGUAGUAACAAAACUAUUAUUUCUACAACCAUUGCUAUUAUUAGUGCUACCACUAUGGCUAUUAAAUUUAAGAAUGCUACUACUA
Messenger RNA from Alligator mississippiensis (American alligator), 3690 nucleotides. Its product is annotated as zinc finger protein 135. NCBI's taxonomy places the organism in Eukaryota, Metazoa, Chordata, Crocodylia, Alligatoridae. Gene Ontology annotation, biological process: regulation of DNA-templated transcription. The transcript has 4 exons. Bases 273 to 1994 code for a protein of 573 amino acids. The record is from RefSeq and is a predicted model, not a curated record.